Molecule: messenger RNA, 4057 nt
Organism: Leptonychotes weddellii (Weddell seal)
Lineage: Eukaryota; Metazoa; Chordata; Mammalia; Carnivora; Phocidae
Source: RefSeq, a predicted model, not a curated record
AGGUCCCUGCCUUAAGAGCUAAUGGCGGACGCCGGCGGGUUGAAGCUGGUGGUGGCUUAGGCCUUGAAGGAACUCCGCAUCUGUCGGAUAUCUACGCCAUCCUUCCUGCUGCAGGAGCUUGUUUUGUCUCGUGAUAACUGAGGCCUGACUGUGGAGUUGUGAGUAUCUCAGUGUUGCUGCCAUCAUGUUCCUAUACAACCUGACACUGCAGCGAGCCACAGGCAUCAGCUUUGCCAUUCAUGGCAACUUUUCUGGAACUAAACAGCAGGAAAUUGUUGUUUCCCGUGGGAAGAUACUGGAGCUGCUUCGCCCUGACCCCAACACUGGCAAAGUACACACUCUUCUCACUGUGGAAGUAUUUGGUGUUAUCCGGUCACUCAUGGCCUUUAGGCUGACGGGUGGCACCAAAGACUACAUUGUGGUUGGCAGUGACUCGGGUCGGAUUGUUAUCUUGGAAUACCAGCCAUCUAAAAAUAUGUUUGAGAAAAUUCACCAAGAAACCUUUGGCAAGAGUGGAUGCCGCCGCAUUGUUCCAGGCCAGUUCUUAGCUGUGGAUCCCAAAGGGCGAGCUGUUAUGAUUAGUGCCAUUGAAAAACAGAAGUUGGUAUAUAUCUUGAACAGAGAUGCUGCAGCCCGGCUUACCAUUUCAUCUCCCCUAGAGGCCCACAAAGCGAACACUUUAGUAUAUCAUGUGGUCGGAGUAGAUGUGGGAUUUGAAAAUCCAAUGUUUGCUUGUCUGGAAAUGGAUUAUGAGGAAGCAGACAAUGAUCCAACAGGGGAAGCAGCAGCUAAUACCCAGCAGACUCUUACCUUCUAUGAGUUAGACCUUGGUUUAAAUCAUGUGGUCCGAAAAUACAGUGAACCUUUGGAGGAACAUGGCAACUUUCUUAUUACAGUUCCUGGAGGGUCAGAUGGUCCAAGUGGAGUAUUAAUCUGCUCUGAAAACUAUAUCACCUACAAGAACUUUGGUGACCAACCGGAUAUCCGCUGUCCAAUUCCCAGGAGACGGAAUGACCUGGAUGACCCUGAAAGAGGAAUGAUUUUUGUUUGCUCUGCCACCCAUAAGACCAAGUCGAUGUUCUUCUUUUUGGCCCAAACUGAGCAGGGCGAUAUCUUCAAGAUCACUUUGGAGACAGAUGAAGAUAUGGUUACUGAGAUUCGGCUCAAGUAUUUUGAUACUGUGCCUGUUGCUGCUGCCAUGUGUGUGCUUAAAACAGGCUUCCUUUUUGUAGCAUCAGAAUUUGGAAACCAUUACUUAUAUCAAAUUGCACAUCUUGGAGAUGAUGAUGAAGAACCUGAAUUUUCAUCUGCCAUGCCUCUGGAAGAAGGAGACACGUUCUUCUUCCAACCAAGACCACUCAAAAACCUUGUGCUGGUUGAUGAAUUGGACAGUCUGUCUCCCAUUUUGUUUUGCCAGAUAGCUGAUCUGGCCAAUGAAGACACACCACAGCUCUAUGUGGCCUGUGGUAGGGGACCCCGAUCAUCUCUGAGAGUCCUAAGGCAUGGACUUGAGGUAUCAGAAAUGGCUGUCUCUGAGUUACCCGGUAACCCUAAUGCUGUCUGGACAGUGCGUCGGCACAUUGAAGAUGAGUUUGAUGCCUACAUCAUUGUGUCUUUCGUGAAUGCCACACUUGUGUUGUCCAUCGGAGAGACUGUGGAAGAAGUGACUGACUCUGGGUUCCUGGGUACCACCCCAACCUUGUCCUGCUCGUUGUUAGGAGAUGAUGCCUUGGUGCAGGUGUAUCCUGAUGGCAUUCGACACAUACGAGCAGACAAGAGAGUCAAUGAGUGGAAGACCCCUGGAAAGAAAACGAUUGUGAAAUGUGCAGUGAACCAGCGACAGGUGGUGAUCGCCCUGACAGGAGGAGAGCUGGUCUAUUUUGAGAUGGAUCCUGUAUGUUAUUUUAUCAUUCAUUAUGUCUUUACUAGUCUGAAUGGUGUGCUGCUAAGAACUGUCCUGGACCCUGUCACUGGGGAUCUGUCUGACACCCGCACUAGGUACCUGGGGUCCCGUCCUGUGAAACUCUUUCGUGUCCGGAUGCAAGGCCAGGAGGCAGUGUUGGCCAUGUCCAGCCGAUCGUGGUUGAGCUAUUCCUACCAGUCUCGUUUCCAUCUCACUCCCUUGUCUUAUGAGACCCUGGAGUUCGCAUCUGGCUUCGCCUCUGAACAGUGUCCUGAGGGCAUUGUGGCCAUCUCCACCAAUACCCUGAGGAUUUUAGCGUUGGAGAAGCUAGGUGCUGUCUUCAAUCAAGUAGCAUUUCCACUGCAGUACACACCCAGGAAAUUUGUCAUUCACCCUGAGAGUAACAACCUUAUCAUCAUUGAGACUGACCACAAUGCCUACACUGAGGCAACAAAAGCUCAGAGGAAGCAGCAAAUGGCAGAGGAAAUGGUAGAAGCAGCAGGGGAGGAUGAGCGGGAGCUCGCUGCAGAGAUGGCAGCAGCAUUCCUCAAUGAAAACCUCCCUGAGUCCAUUUUCGGAGCUCCUAAGGCUGGCAAUGGGCAAUGGGCCUCUGUGAUCCGCGUGAUGAAUCCUAUUCAAGGGAACACGCUGGAUCUUGUCCAGCUAGAACAGAAUGAGGCCGCAUUUAGUGUGGCCGUGUGCAGGUUCUCCAACACUGGUGAUGAUUGGUAUGUGUUGGUGGGCGUGGCCAAAGACCUGAUCCUCAACCCCAGGUCUGUAGCAGGGGGCUUUGUCUAUACCUACAAGCUCGUGAACAAUGGGGAAAAACUGGAGUUUUUGCACAAGACUCCAGUGGAAGAGGUCCCUGCUGCCAUUGCCCCAUUCCAGGGGAGGGUGUUGAUUGGUGUGGGGAAGCUUCUGCGAGUUUAUGAUCUGGGGAAGAAGAAGUUACUCCGAAAGUGUGAGAACAAGCAUAUUGCCAAUUACAUCUCUGGGAUCCAGACUAUUGGACACAGGGUAAUUGUGUCUGAUGUCCAAGAAAGUUUCAUCUGGGUUCGAUACAAGCGUAAUGAGAACCAGCUUAUCAUUUUCGCCGAUGAUACUUACCCACGAUGGGUCACUACAGCUAGCCUCCUGGACUAUGAUACUGUGGCUGGGGCAGACAAGUUUGGCAACAUUUGUGUGGUGAGGCUCCCACCUAAUACCAAUGACGAAGUGGAUGAGGAUCCCACAGGAAACAAAGCCCUGUGGGACCGGGGCUUGCUCAACGGGGCCUCUCAGAAGGCAGAGGUGAUCAUGAACUACCAUGUGGGCGAGACAGUGCUGUCAUUACAGAAGACCACACUGAUCCCUGGAGGCUCAGAAUCACUUGUCUAUACCACCUUGUCAGGAGGAAUUGGAAUCCUUGUCCCAUUCACAUCCCAUGAGGACCAUGACUUCUUCCAACAUGUAGAAAUGCACCUGCGGUCUGAGCAUCCCCCUCUCUGUGGGCGAGACCACCUCAGCUUUCGUUCCUAUUACUUCCCUGUUAAGAAUGUGAUAGAUGGAGAUCUCUGUGAGCAGUUCAACUCCAUGGAGCCCAACAAACAGAAGAACGUCUCUGAAGAACUGGACCGAACCCCACCUGAGGUGUCCAAGAAGCUUGAGGACAUCCGGACCCGCUAUGCCUUCUGAGCCCUUUCUUUUCCUGUGGGACUUGUGUCAGAGAGUCUGUUAUGUUUCCCCCACCACAUGACUCUGAACCCAUAUGGCAGAAGGGUGGCUGGAUAAUUAAGACUUUGUAAUAUUAAAGCUAGUAGGUCUUUCCUAUCCACUCUUUCCCUGGACUGACUGGUUCCCCCUAAAAUUGGCACUGAAAUUUGCUAUGCUUCUUUCUGACUAGUACAUAAUACAUUGAUCCCAGGUUCUGGUGUGUAAUAAGAUGUUCCCUCUUCCCCAAAGCUUUCCCUGCAUUGAUAUUUCUGGCUCUCUUGUCUACUUUUGUAUACACCCUUAGUUUUUAACUGGUUUUCCUGUAAAUAUAGUUUUGUACAAUGUUACCUUUGUGGGAGGGAGGGAGGCAAGCUGAGGUGGGGACCAGGUUGAAUAUAGUAUAACUCCUGAGUUCUGCCACUCUGGAAUCUAACCAGAAAUACAAAUCUAGUUUUAACGGUG